This is a messenger RNA of Brassicogethes aeneus, 2116 nucleotides long. Lineage: Eukaryota; Metazoa; Arthropoda; Insecta; Coleoptera; Nitidulidae. The record is from the annotation of a GenBank genome assembly.
GUAAUUUUCAAAAGAUUGGCAAUUUCCCAGGUCAGUCAUUAAUAUGAUUAUGGAUUUUUGGCUAUGAAGUAGGUAAACAAACUGGAAUAUUGAUAUAAGCAAAAAAGUGUGUUGAAUAUUGAUAAACUCUUGACACAAUGGACUGUUAACCCAUAGGUUUUUAUUUUCGGAAUCGGUUAAAUUUAAUUCUGUGAUUACAGUAGUUUGUUUGGUAACUGCAAGCAAUGCAGUAGUGGUGCAUUACGAUUCGAACCGAGUGCCGUAUAUAAUUGUGAUAUAAUAGUUUUUAAAUUCUUAGUGUACAGCGAUAAAAUACUCAUUAGCUUAAACAAAUAUGCCGCGAUUAUUAUCUUCGUUGAGUCUCCAUCGCCAUGGGAUUAAUAUGCGCCGAUCGGGUCUUACGUCAUUAUUCAGAACCAGCAGCUCAGCUGUUCAGUUGCCGUCGUCGCAAAUUAAUCACAACACCAACGUUCGUACCAUGGCCACCCAAGCAAAACCCACCCUCACCAUGGAAAACCUUAACCCCAACAUCAAGGUGAUGGAGUACGCAGUGAGGGGCCCCCUUGUCAUCCGUGCCGGCGAAAUCGAAAAGGAACUCGAAAAGGGAGUUAAGAAACCAUUUACCGAAGUUAUCAAAGCAAAUAUCGGCGAUUGCCAUGCCAUGGGUCAGGUGCCCAUCACCUUCAUCAGGGAAGUGUUGGCUUUGGUUACGUACCCAAAACUUCUAGAAGACCCAUCUUUUCCGGAUGACGCCAAGAUGCGCGCCAAACUGAUUUUGGCCGGAUGCAGAGGGUCGUCUGUGGGAUCGUACACCGACUCCCCCGGCAUCGAAAUCAUCAGAAAACACGCUGCUGAGUAUAUCGAAAGAAGAGACGGAAUCCCGGCCGAUUGGCAGAAUAUCGUCAUUAGUGCUGGCGCCAGUGACGCCAUUAAGAACGUAUUAAAACUUCUUAUCUGCGAUGUUAAUGGCAAGAAACCUGGUGUUAUGGUACCAAUCCCCCAGUACCCCCUUUACUCAGCUUCUUUGGCUGAAUUCAAUAUGCACCAAAUUGGAUACUUUUUGGACGAAAGCAGAAACUGGGGACUCGAUAUUGCCGAACUUAACAGGUCAAUUCAAGAAGCCAGAAAAGUAUCAAACCCAAGAGCCAUUGUUGUCAUCAACCCAGGAAACCCCACUGGUCAAGUAUUAUCGCGCGAAAACAUCGAAGAAAUCAUCAAGUUUGCUCACAAAGAAGGUCUAUUCAUUUUUGCCGAUGAAGUAUACCAAGACAAUGUCUACGCUGAAGGAUCCAAAUUCUUCUCUUUCAAAAAGGUAUUGAUGGAAAUGGGUGCACCUUUCAGCAACAUGGAGCUUGCCAGUUUUAUGUCUUGCUCCAAAGGCUACAUGGGUGAAUGUGGACUUAGAGGAGGCUAUGCCGAAGUCCUCAACAUGGAACCAAAAGUUAAAGCAAUGUACCUGAAGGCCAUUAGUGCGAUGUUGUGCCCAACAGUAUUAGGACAAGCCUGUCUUGAUACCAUCAUGUACCCACCUCAACCUGGUGAGCCCAGUUAUGAUAACUUCCUCAAGGAGAAGAAUGGAGUAUUGGACUCACUUAAGUUGAGAGCUAAAAUGGUAGCAGAUGCCUUCAACUCAAUGGAAGGUUUUAGCUGUAACACUGUACAAGGCGCCAUGUAUGCCUUCCCUAACAUGAAACUGCCCCCGAAAGCGAUCGAAGAAGCCAAGAAACAAAACAAGGCUCCAGACGCCUUCUACGCCUUCGAACUUUUGGAAAACACCGGUAUUUGCAUCGUACCUGGUUCCGGUUUCGGACAGCAACCUGGCACAUAUCACUUCAGAACAACCAUUCUGCCACAACCAGAAAAAUUAAAAGAAAUGUUAAACAAAUUCGCCGAAUUUCACAAAAAAUUCUUGCAGAAGUGGUGCUAAAUUAAUUGAUGAGUAUUAUUAAGUAAAUAUCUGUUGUUAUUGUUAAAUUUCGUAUGUAAAUAUCAAAAAUCGUAGCGAUUGUUGUAAGUUUCAAAUUAACAAUAAUUGUAAAAAUCUGAAGUUCAGUAAAUAAAACCUGUAAAGUCCAAGACGAUAAAUUAUUAAUAAUAAUAAAUUUAUUCAAUCACA